Molecule: messenger RNA, 2001 nt
Organism: Fusarium musae
Lineage: Eukaryota; Fungi; Ascomycota; Sordariomycetes; Hypocreales; Nectriaceae
Exons: 1
Coding region: 1-2001 (666 amino acids)
Source: RefSeq, a predicted model, not a curated record
AUGGCCACAAAACGUGUCCUUCGUGGCAGUCACCAACCAGAGGACGAACCCGGUAUCAUAUCGUCACUCCUCCAGAUAGAAAAAUGCAAGAUCCCGCAGCAAAAGAUGAUAUGGAUCGUCGAGAACCUCGAAUGUCUCGGCCGACGACAAUCCAAGAAGAGAAAACUUACUAAGGAAGAAAAUGAAAAGUUCGAGACACCUUAUUGGUUCAGAAAAAUCGUCAACGGAUUCGCAGACAGCAAUUUCGUUGCGCUUUCGUACACCUGGGACGCUUCCGAGUAUGAGGCGCAGAAUUCCAGAAGCGAGGGUCACAAAAUUGAGACAAGGGACGGGCAAGAAGCUUGGCGCUCUUCGGUACGAAAUUCGGUGCUUGAAAGGAUCACCAAGUACAUGCAGUGUCAUGAUGUGCCGCUUCUGUGGAUUGAUCGGCAUAGCAUCCCGCAGAAGAAAUGCAAGCAGCUAGCAUGCACACAUACUGAGUGCCGACAAAAGAGACAUGCUCUCGAUGCAAUGGACCGUGUUUACUCGCUGAGCGAUCAUCCCGUUGCGCUACUCGGUCGGCCUAUCCAAGAUGAGGAUGAGAUGAGGACCCUCUCUUCGGUACUCAAAGGUGCCCUUGUCAAGCACCACGAGGGCGGAUUCGCGCUAUCCAAAGGCGCAGAAUAUAGUCAAGCGCAUAAAAUGCUAUCCCUGAUAUACGAAAUCACUCGCGAUAAAUGGUGGACGAGAGCGUGGACGUUCCAAGAGAACUACAGAGCUGGUCUCAAGAUGACGCUUCUGAUUCAUCAUAGCGCCGACUUCGAAGACACAAAGCGGUUGAUACUCAGCGGUAAGAAACCGAUGUUUGGUGUAGUACCGGGCGAGUUGAGUGUCCAGUCUGCCAGGUUUUCAGAAAGCGCUACUAAAUUCUGUCUUGGCUUUCGCCGACAUCACUUUGUGACGAGUGAGGAUGACGAAAUGAUUGAUCACAUACUGGCGACGGCUGGCAAGUACACCAUAUUGCUCUCACCUUCAAGCUCCAUGUCUGGAACGAUUGUCUCAGAUGUUCGAAAACGAGGCGUCACGGAGCCAUCGGACUGUCUGGCCAUUAUCGCCAACUGCUGCCAGUACGCGACACGUCUCAACAGUACGCGGCUUCAGGAUAGCGGUGUAGACCUAGAUCUCGCGAUACUAGCCCUUCGUCUCGUAAAUGGCGAGAUACUCAAGAACGACGAACCGCCCUUAUCUGAACAUGAGCCAAUGGUUGAACAGAUCAACAAUCUUUUCUUCGACGAUUUCCGAGCCCCGGAGGGUGCUAAAAGGUUGACUUUCAACAAGAGCUGUCGCUUCGUUGAUGUUAACUUCACCAAAACUGGGAUAGUCACAAGAGGUCAUCUCUGGAAGCUGGACGACGGUCUUCGAGCACCGCGGUCAUCGCCACGCUUGUCACAGCCAGUUCGGAAAGGCGAACAGCAACUAUCGGAUUAUGAGCGGACCCGGCUGAGACAGCUAGUCGAACUUGUCAAGGCAAAGAAAGGACGUAAGGACGCAAAGAUAGUGGAUGAUGUGAAGGACUUUCUGGAGGAAGAUGCUUUCGUUGUGGAUGAGGAGUCUUUCAGCCUGCGGUAUCGAAGAUCCAUGGCGAAGGAGGUCGUCAGAGCCAUGGAAGCAGAUCAACCUUUAACACUGGGCUAUCUAUGCGACCCCUCUGGAGAUGCUACAACAGCACGAGCGAUAUUUAUUCGGAGCCGGAAAUAUGAUGAAUCUGAAGAGCUUUUCAGCCAGCAAGAUGAUGAUCUUACACAUGUCUUCACGUCGCUCUGGUCAGAAGACCAGCCAGAUGAGGAGUAUCUUGCAAACGAUCUCGACCACCAUGUAUCUCUUGGGGUUCGGCUGUCAUAUGAUAAACACAACCUACCGUUGCGUUUGUAUACUAAGGAAUGGGUUCUCGGUUUGUGCUUCUUUGUUGGUGCUCCGACUUACGAAGUUGUGUUUCCGUGGCCCAGACCCUUAUCGCGGUAG